UUGAAAAAUAAUUUUCAAAUAUUUUUUAAGAGCUUUUAAAAACAUCAGAAAUUGAAAAAAUAAAUAAAAAAAACAUAUUUCUAAUAAAAAUUUUCAUAUUCUUAAUUUAAUAAACGUGAAAUGUCCACGAGAUUUACUACUUCGCUAUCGACCCACAAAUUCAAUGACUACAAGCUAUAUGCGAUCAAUUUCCAAACGAAUUCAUUAAAUUCAAUAUGUGAGGAGUUCAAGAAGCGCGUACGAACGGGCUUACGCAGGCGCGUCUUCAUAAUCGAUCUCGAGGAAGAAGCGAAACAGUUAGCACUAAAAGUACGCAAUACGAAACGCUUUGACAACUACACCGUCGCAAUGGAAAUGAUCGAAGAUUAUCUCGCCGAAUACCGUCACACAUCAAAUAUAAUUGCUGAAGAGAAAAAGUUCAGUUUAAUCGAUUAUUGGAUGGAUAAUCUAAAUGUACCCACUGGUGCCACGUUAAGCAAAGAUGGUAAGUUGAGCAAGAAGGCUGCUAAAAAGUCACCGCCGAAAACUCCACCCAAAACGACCAAAGCGACGAAGAUGGAAAAAAAUAAGUCUAUGUUAAAAUUUCCAACCUGUCCACAUUUGGCGCCAAAGCAACAUAACACGGUUGGACGGCCAGAACCAUUAUCUAAAAGGAAGUACAUACAAGAUGAGCCGGAAUAUUCGAAAAUUUUCAUAAUCCUCAUUGGCGAUAUGGACAAUGACUUUUAUGUGAAACUGUUGAGCGCCCACCAACCACUCCAAGCGAUCAUACAUUUUCUGCCCGAAGAGUGUGGCUACGACGUACUGCUGCCACAUCCGCAAGCUAAGGAACAACUUGCGAAUAUCAUCGAGCAGAUACAAGUGGAUAUCUUUGAAAUGCGCACAUUGGCAUUAACAAAGCCAGUCGGUUAUAUGCAGCAUUAUUUACCCGUCAUAUCACGUUGUCUCGCUGAGAAGUACUCCGAUCAGAUCUACGAACAACUCUGUCACUAUUUGUACGACAUCGAAGUGCUGGUGGAACAAUAUGAACGCUAUUAUCGUAAACCAUUCCGGACCAUAGAUGUGCAAAUGCCAUUGAAUGUGAAAGUGGAGGGACUGCGAGAGAUCGCGGAAUCGUUAGAUCUGCAGGGCACCUAUUUAACCGCACCAUUGCCUGCCAUGGCCAGCGAUGUGGCAACGAUUGCCAUCUACUUUGAUGGGCUGCUCAAUCAAAUUGCGGAACGCGUGCGCAAAUUGACGCCACAACAGGUACAAAUCAGCACACUGUCGUACAAGCAGGCGAGCGCCAUGCAUUUGAAUCAGGAGCUACGCGAUGUUUACGCGACGGCUUUCGAUAGUAUUUUGAAGGUGCGACACUUUGAACGUCUAUGCAUUGCCGCAAACAAUUUGCUGCUGCACGAGUUAUUGUUGUACACGAAUGUCGACUCGUUUGAAACCAUACACUAUACGAGCCUCGAGUAUAACGCAAUGAGAUCGUACAUAGAUAAGAGUUGUUUGAAAAAUGCAUUCCAAGUGCAAGAAUACAAUGAAUUAUCGGAUCGGGACUUCUAUCAGUUGCCAUAUUAUGCGAAAUUGUACUUUGGUGAGAAUGUAGUGAAGCAGCAUUUAGAGAAAUGGCUCAACGAGUAUACCACCUGGGAGGUGGAUGAAAUUAUGCCCGGCUAUAAGUUGUAUCACUUCAAACGCGCCUACAAUGAAGUGAAUGAAGAACAACAGGUUGUGGUAUUGCCAUCACCGUUGUGUUUUCGUGAUUUCACACUCUUUCAAAUGGAAGAGUUCAUCGACGCCUUGGUUACACCCGAAAUGAUACAGACACAGUACGAGCAGAGCUACACCUCUAUGCAUAGUUUCUUAAAGAAAAGUAAAAAGGAGAAGGAUAACUUUGGCAUAGAUAUGUCCAUAUUUAUAAGACCUACUUCAUUGAAGUGGAAAAAGCUCAAAGCUUAUAUGGACACACACAUGAGUCAAGCUGUUGGCAAUCAAGUGCCAUUGCUACUACCGCAAUUGAGACCUACAAACCUAAGCGUGCGUACGAAGACCUCAAAUAUGAUGGAGGGUGUGCCCGGAUUGCCGUACAAUCAUCACUUGCUACAAGGCUAUAAUCUCGAAGAUGUACGUCAGGAGAUACAGAUCAAAAGCUCCAAAUACUAUUUCGAAGAGGGUGGCGUAGAGUUGUACGAAGAACGUUGGUGUUUCACCGAUAUGAACAAAAACCUAUUGUUAAAUGCCAAUAAUAUUUUACUCAAUAUAUUUCGUCCACGCUUUUGGAAUACCGCCGUCUCACCGUGUCUACGUUUCACAAAUAAAAAUAAUGUCUCAUUGCGUCUGCUAAACACUGUGGAUGAAUGCGCCAAGAUUGUUAUAAACUAUCCGAAUGGUUUGAGCAUCUAUCACAAUGAGCACCAAGUCGAACAGGUUUGGAAUAUACAAGACUCAGUGAAUAGAGAAAAGAAUCGUUUCUAUGUUGCCGAAGGUGCUGUGAUUGUGCACUAUCAAAGUGCCGAUCUCAUAAUGGUAAUGCGUUAUAAUGGUGAAGUUUAUCGCUUGUAUCAAUAUGAGUUUCCUGAAGGCGAGGAAGAAGCCAUGCAAGAAAUGACUGAUGAAUUAGAUUCUUCCUUAAAAAUCGAACAAAUCGAUAGUACCAUAAAUAAAGACACAGCACGACGUUCGAAACGGGAUACGAAGAAAGGUAAAGAGUCAGACGAUGAAAAGGAAAAAGACUUGGAUAAAGAGAAAAGGAAAGUUAGCGUUAAAGGAAAAGAAAAAGACAAAGACAAAGAAAAGGAAAAGGAAAAAGGAGAAACCGCGAAAGCCAAGGCUUCAAUUAAAGCAUCUGCGCGUUCUAAAGCAUCAUCACACAAGGCCGUCGCUUUUGGUGAUCAUAUUAAACACAAAACACCUAAGGAAUUACUCAUUGAAUCAAUCGACAAUGAAUUGAGAUUCCUCAACGAACUCACACACAAGUAUUCGCUAACGUACCUGCAUCUAAUUGUAACUACAUCAAGUGGACAUAUUGUGAACCUCACACAUCGUGGUAAGGUUUACAAAGGUCGCUCUAAGGCUACAAUAGAAUGGCACGAUUAUUUUGCGAACGAAAGCUAUGCACAACGCGGCGAUGGUGUCCGUAUGAUUUGGACAGCGGACUCUUUGAAGUGUUAUCACAUAGAUGGCACGGUUAUAAUAACAAAGGUGGAGGAGAAAAUUGAAGCUUUUGGCUUUGAUGCGGACACAGCAGUCACUUUGAGUUCUUCGCAUAUCGAUGAGGAUUAUGGCGACUUCUCCGAUAGUUUGUCGACCGGCGGUAAUGUAAAGGAUGGUCACCGUUCGAAGAGCACUUCACCUGCGCGCAAGCAGUCACAAAAGAGCGCCACUGCAAAAACAUCACCUUCUAAUAAAACUGGCAAAAAAUCAGGCAAAUCGCACUCACCACAUACACGCUCAAAUUUUCAUUCCACAAUUUCACAUUUUUUUAUGUCCGGCGAAGGUGAAGAGGGUCGCAAAUAUGAUGAUGCUUCAUAUGUCACAUCUCGCCAUAGUAGCUUUCACAUGUUACAUAAAAAGUAUGCCGAAGUACUAAUCGAAUUGUACGAAGUGCCGGUAAACGAUAUUGUCAUCACUAUAGUGGCCAUUGAUGGCAUAUCGGCGUUUAUCUACAAGGUAUUACCCACAUUUGAAAAUCUAAAUUUGGAUCCAUAUAUGGAUGUGCCAAGGUACAGAUCCACAAUGGGUGAUAGUGCCACAGACACCACCACACGCAAGAAUACUACUGCAACUACGAAGAGCAGUUCAAUUUACACUGCCGGCAGUGAUGUGCAUACGUCGGAUUCGGGAAAAUAUACGAUUGAGGAGGAGAUACUCGUACAGACUGUGGUGAAAGUUAGUUUCGGCAAUGAUUUAAAUAUAUGUACCACAGAAGAAGCAUGCGAUCUCGCUUUGGAGUUGGAGCAUUAUGAUGAGGAAAAUAACAAAGUGCGUGACACCUUGGACAUUCAUUUCGAAUUUAAGAAAAAUAUCACCGAUCUCUUUCAAUAUUUGGUGGAUUGUAUAUCGAAUUUCAAAAACUACCAAAAGCCCAAAUAUUGUGAGCUGUAUUUUUUGGAGCAUCAAAAUGAGCAGUGUCACACGACAGGUUAUCACUUCAUUUGUAAUCUACCGCCGCCGUUGGAGUAUAAUUUCUCUGCGGGCAACACUUUUACAGAACUCAGGAAACUUAAGAAUGUCAAAGAAUUAAUGACAAAUGUUUAUCCUUGGUACGACAAGGAUAUGAAGAAGUUUCCACGCUUCCCGUCGAGACGAGAUCGUGUGCCACCAAUAAAUGAAACAUUUCCCUUCGUACUGCUCGCCAACAUGUAUGUCAAGAUACCAAAAGCAUUGUGCAACACCGCAGAGAUACAUAAAUUCGUGGAGCCCAUUGAAGAUUUCACAUUCAAGAAGACACAACAUCACUUACGCGACGCUAUAGAAUAUUAUUUGCGACCACGCAUACGUAUCGCCUUGGCACAAUUGUGGAGUGAAAAUAAUUGGAAGAUCAAACUCGAAGAGCAUAAAAGUCGCAUGUUUCGUGAACAGCAACGAACUGUACUCUAUCAGGCUAUGUUGCGUCAUCAAGUCUAUCCCAAAUACUGGCAAUUCCAGCAUGAGUUUUACAGUCAUGUGAAGGAUAUUGAUUUCUUCAAAUUCAUUACAUUGCGCUGCUAUAAACCAAUUGAUGAAGCUGUGCAGGCAACAGAAAAUGCUGCAAAACUGCGUUUUGAAAAGGAUCCGAGAGCAAGUGAAGACAGACCGCCAUCGAUAGUAGAGUUUCCUGAGAAGCAGCCGCGAUACACCGAAGGUGGUCUGCAGAUGAGGCGUUCAAUAGCAAAAUAUCGCAGUCGUACGCCACCGAAAUGUAUCACAACAUUGACUCACAUUACUGAUCAACUGGAUGUCUAGAAAAUAAUUAUUUAUUUUAUAUAAAUGAUAUUAU
Molecule: messenger RNA, 4966 nt
Organism: Zeugodacus cucurbitae (melon fly)
Lineage: Eukaryota; Metazoa; Arthropoda; Insecta; Diptera; Tephritidae
Gene: ms(2)34Fe
Exons: 12
Coding region: 121-4932 (1603 amino acids)
Source: RefSeq, a predicted model, not a curated record